UCUUUAGUUUUAUUUAUUGUUUUCAUUAAUUUCCUUGAAUUAUUACAUUGAAUUCCUGAAAGUCUCUUUACCUACUCUGUUUAGUGUAAUCACAAACAUGUUGCUCACUAACGUGACAACAAUCAAAGACUUUUUCCUCGUUGGAUUUCCUGGCCUGCUGCCAGAGUAUUACGGGCUUGUGUCAGCUCUGCUCUUUUUGCUUUAUUUGACUAUAGCUGUGGGGAAUAUUUUCAUCCUAGUGAUUGUAAUUUGUGAAAAGUCACUUCAAAAACCAACAUAUCUCAUUUUUGGUCACUUAGCAUUAAAUGAUUUGAUAUUUGGCACAGUGACUCUCCCGAAGGUGAUAUCAAAAUACUGGUCUGACAACAGCAUUAUUUCAUUCUAUGCCUGUUUUAUACAAACAUACUUUGUUUACUUUUUAGCUGCAACACACUCUUUCAUUUUGAUGGUGAUGGCUCUUGAUCGUUUUAUAGCUAUUUGUGUUCCACUGCGUUACACAUCACUUUUCACAAAUACCACAGUAAACAGGCUUUGCGGGAUAUCAUGGUUCAUGCCUAUUUCAUGGAUGAUUGGCGUGGUUUGUGAUACAAUGAAUCUACCAUUUUGUAAUUCAAACAUAAUUGUUCAGUGUUAUUGUGACCUUAAUUCAAUAAGAAGCCUUUCAUGUGAGAAUGUACGAGCUAAUGCAAGUCUAGCACUGGGAUUUGCUAUGUUUUCUUUGAUAGUCCCUCUUGGAUUCAUCAUUUUAUCAUAUUCUUCUGUCAUCAUUGUUGUUCUGAGAAAGUCCUCUUCCAUGGGUCGCAUGAAAACCCUGUCUACCUGCACACCACAACUCAUCAUUAUUGGUCUUUUCUAUCUUCCAAGAUGCUUCGUGUACCUGGCAAAUUUUGUGGGAUUCACGUUCAAUAUUUCACUUCAUAUUGUCAUUGUAAUGUUGUACAGUCAUAUACCUGCUGCUGUCAACCCACUCAUUUACUGUUUCAAAACUCAAGACAUCAAAGAAAUGUUGAAAAUUAAAUGGUCUAGAAGAAUAAUACAUGUUACUACAAAAAUUACUUAAAUACCCAUUUUUUUAAUGUGAAAGGACAAGUGUCAAAAUAUUUUUCUGACAUCAGAAAGAAUGUUUUCCGCUGCACACACUAUGCCUGAGCAAAUUUAAACAUACCGGUAAUUGUUUGUCAGCUACUGACAGGGGUCUAGAAUUACUGUCAUACUUUUCUUAGAAUUAUUUACAAUUUCCUUUAAUAUUUCAUUUGUAAUUUUCCCUAAUUUCUUAUCUGUAUUUAUUCUCUGUAUUUUGGUUUAAUACACGUGAACUCAAAAAAUUUGAAUAUUGUACAAAAAUGUAUGUAAAAGUUAAAGGGCCGAGUACCGAGUACAUAUGCAUGAUUAUACUUUUUCAGGGGUCUGACAUUUAUGUGUCUCAUCCUCAUUCUCAUCCUUGUUAAAUUGAUUACAUGAAAUAGUCUAGUUUUUUUUAGAUUUUUCAAAAUCUCAUAAUGCUGUUAAGUAUAAUCAUCACAAGUAUAACAAACAAAGGCUGGAAAUAUCUUGCUUUGCAUUUUAUGAGUCUAUCAUAUAUUAGUUUCACUUAAAAAAAUAAUUACUGAAAUAAAUAAAAUUUUGCACUAUAUUCAGGUUUUUUAUUUUUUUUACCUGUAUGUGGAAAAACAAUGCAGCUGCAUUACAACCAAACACAAAGAAGCAAA
Nothobranchius furzeri (turquoise killifish) is the source of this 1709-nucleotide messenger RNA. Its product is annotated as olfactory receptor 52N5-like. NCBI's taxonomy places the organism in Eukaryota, Metazoa, Chordata, Actinopteri, Cyprinodontiformes, Nothobranchiidae. Gene Ontology annotation, molecular function: olfactory receptor activity; G protein-coupled receptor activity. The record is from RefSeq and is a predicted model, not a curated record. Gene Ontology annotation, biological process: G protein-coupled receptor signaling pathway. Gene Ontology annotation, cellular component: membrane.